CUGCGCAGCCUCACUAGGAACAAGGCCUGGGCCCCGGUUGGGAAGUGUCUGCGGGAGGAGGAGGAGGAGGAAGAGUAGGAGGAGGCCGGCUUUCUUCUCGCCCUCCAGGGCCAAGGAGGACCAGACUCAGGCCAGGCCCAGGCAGGCCCUUCUCGCCCGGGAAGAAGAUGCUGCCCCUUUCCAUCAAGGACGAUGAGUACAAGCCGCCCAGGCUGAACCUGCUCCACAAGGUCUCCGGGUGGUUCAGGUCGAUCCUAUCGGACAAGACAUCCCGCAACCUCUUCUUUUUUCUCUGCCUCAACCUCUCCUUUGCUUUCGUGGAGCUGCUGUAUGGCAUCUGGAGCAACAGUUUAGGUUUAAUAUCAGAUUCAUUUCACAUGUUUUUUGACUGUACAGCUCUGUUAGCUGGACUGGCAGCAUCUGUAAUUUCUAAGUGGAGAUCAAAUGAUGCUUUUUCCUAUGGGUAUGUUCGAGCAGAAGUGCUAGCUGGUUUUGUAAAUGGUCUGUUUCUGAUCUUCACAGCUUUCUUCAUUUUCUCUGAAGGUGUUGAGAGAGCGCUUGAGCCUCCAGAUGUACAUCAUGAAAGACUUCUUCCUGUUUCUAUACUUGGUUUUCUUGUAAACCUUGUAGGAAUUUUUGUGUUUCAACAUGGUGGACAUGGCCACUCCCAUGGGUCUGGACAUGAACAUAGCCAUUCACUGUUUAACGGGGCUCUAAGUCAUGGUCACAGUCAUGGUGGGCAUGGUCAUAGUCAUGAUUCCAAGCAUGGCCAUGGCCAUGGGCAUUCUCAUGAUCAUAGCCAUGGGCAAAGUCAGGAUUAUUGUCAUGAUGAGCACCCCAUUGAAUUGGCUGGUGGAUCCAGCAAACAGAUUUUAGAAGGUGUAUUUUUGCACAUUCUUGCUGAUACGCUUGGAAGUAUUGGUGUAAUCAUAUCUGCACUACUGAUGCAGAACUAUGGCUUAAUGAUAGCUGACCCUGUCUGUUCAAUGCUGAUAGCCCUGCUUAUAGGAGUAAGUGUUGUUCCACUUCUGAGAGAGUCUAUUGGAAUUUUGAUGCAGCGAACUCCUCCCUCGUUGGAAGGGGCUCUGCCUCAGUGCUAUCAAAGGGUUCAGCAGUUGCAAGGAGUUUACAGUCUACAUGAUCCUCAUUUCUGGACCCUUUGUACUGAUGUUUACAUAGGGACUCUGAAACUGUUUGUAGCUCCAGAUGCUGAUGCAAAAUGGAUUCUAAGCCAAACUCACAACAUUUUUACGCAGGCUGGAGUAAGACAGCUAUACGUACAGAUUGAUUUUGCCGCUAUGUAGCAAAUACCUUGGACAUUCACUUUGGACCAAAGUUUUUUAGUGCUGUUGUGAUUUAAAACAAUGUACUUUCUUUGGUACAGAGACUCUUUUUCUCUGCAAUUGUCCAAAAUGGAAUACACUGCAGCCUUUUGGCUAGAUGAAGAGAAUAUUGAAAGGACACCAUCCUGGACUACACAGGCUUGACUUUGAGCCCCAAACUUUUGUGGAUCAUUUGCCACAUUUGUUCCUGCAGCAAAUGUAAUAAUAAUGUGGUACUGCAAUCAUUGAUUAUACUUUUUGUGAAGCUCCUGAAGUUACUGCUCAUUCUCAUGAAGCCAGUGUUGUGCAGGGAGGGCGUUUGGGUAAAAAGAAAACAAUAAUUCUGUUCAAAAUGUCACAGUGCUUGACAUUCUACAACGUAACUGUAUGUAAGACUGUUUGUACUUUGCAAACUUUAUGAACCAAACCAUAUUGGGUUUUCAGAGUGCCUUUAUAUCAAAAUAUCUGUCAGCAGAUAUGAAACAUCGGGGAUUUUUAUUAAUUUUUGUGGCUACUACUUGUACCCAGUAGGAUUCUUGCUUGCAACUGGUGUGAAUGUGUAACUGCAUAAUGGUAUAUGUUGAAUAACCUCUUAACUGUUACAUUUUGAACUUCCAUGGAGGUAACUCUUCAAUUUUACAAUACAAAGGUAAAAUGAUUACAAAAACCUUGUUUACACAAUGUUCUGACUACCAUAAAGU
Sceloporus undulatus (fence lizard) is the source of this 2023-nucleotide messenger RNA. It is a transcript of the gene SLC30A7, whose product is annotated as solute carrier family 30 member 7. Gene Ontology annotation, biological process: intracellular zinc ion homeostasis; zinc ion transport; transmembrane transport. Bases 168 to 1304 code for a protein of 378 amino acids. Gene Ontology annotation, molecular function: zinc ion transmembrane transporter activity. The record is from RefSeq and is a predicted model, not a curated record. The transcript is spliced from 11 exons. Gene Ontology annotation, cellular component: Golgi apparatus; membrane. Lineage: Eukaryota; Metazoa; Chordata; Lepidosauria; Squamata; Phrynosomatidae.